AACACACACUUAGUGUUUUUCCUUUGUAGAACAGUUUGUCUCUCAGCUUUGUUGAGAAGAAUGGCUCUGAGUGACGACGCAAACAGUCUUCCACUGCGCAGAGAGGACGGAGAGGAACAUGAUGAUGUCGGCGUGAGGAGCGACUCGCGAGACUUACUAUUGGAGUCUUGUUUGGAUCAACCAAUGGAUUCAAGCAGUGUCCAUGAAGUGAUCAAGUAUCUUCCCUCACCACUACCAGUCAAACAUUACGAUGCUGAAACCACUGAACCAAUCAGUUGUGGUCUUCAAACUUUGGAGGAGCUGUUGUUGUGGAAACGAAGUGAGGCAAACCCCUUCAAUGUGGCAGUAGUCCCCCUGGCACCUCGGGAGCCUCCCCUGACUAGUUGUCUACGUCGGACAUUGGUGUCUCAUGACAUGAUGGGUGGCUACCUAGAUGACAGGUUUGUCCAGGGCACCAAUGCAGAGGCUCCAUAUGCCUUCUACCACUGGCAGUACAUUGAUAUUUUCAACUACUUCACACACAACCUGGUGACCAUUCCUCCUGCUGUGUGGACCAAUGCUGCACAUAAACAUGGAGUCAUUGUUCUUGGGACUUUGAUCACUGAGUGGACUGAUGGAGCCGCAGUGUGCGAGGCCUUCCUAAAAGAUGAGGAGUCAUACCGGGCAGUGGCUGAUAAACUAGUCCAGAUCAGCCACUGCUACGGCUUCGAUGGCUGGCUCAUUAACAUAGAGAACUCCCUCAGUACGGAUGCAGUGAAGAACACACCUUUGUUCCUGCGCUAUCUGGCAGACCAGAUGCACGAGCGACUGUCUGGCAGCCUGGUCCUGUGGUACGACAGUGUGAUCGAGAACGGACGACUAACAUGGCAAAAUGAACUCAACCAGUCCAACAGGAUGUUUUUCGAUGCUUGUGAUGGUUUCUUCACCAACUACAACUGGACAGAGCAGAACCUGGAGUGGAUGAAGGACUACAGUGGGGUCCAAGGCCGCCAGUCUGACGUCUAUAUUGGAGUGGAUGUGUUUGCCCGAGGCAACGUGGUGGGAGGAAAGUUGGAAACCAAUAAGGCACUGGAAAUCAUUCGGAAGCACAACUUCUCUGUAGCCAUCUUUGCUCCAGGGUGGGUGUACGAGACUCACAAUGAUAGGACCGAAUUUCGCAAGAAUCAGGACAAGUUCUGGGCUCUUCUGUCGGACUACCUGUACAUUCAUCGGCCAACCUCACCUCUCCCUUUCAUCUCCUCCUUCUGCCAGGGCUUUGGGAAGGCUAUCUACUGGAGAGGACAGCGUGAGGUAGACAGGAGCUGGUUUAACCUGACUGCCCAGGAGAUCCAGCCCUUGUACUACUAUAAGGAGCUAGAGGGCCGGGGCUGGCUGAGCAGCCGUGGCUGCCCCGAGGAUGCCUGGAAUGGAGGCUCUUCACUGCUGCUGGACGGACUCAUCCCUGCCACUCACACAUCUCCAGUUUGUGCCAAGAUCUUCUCCCUCCAUGUACCCCUGGCAUCCAAGACUCUGGUGACCCUCAUCUACAAGCCAUCUACUGGGAUCAGAGUUUCUUUGGAGCUGAAGACAACAGACGCCAGUCUUUGCACACACAUGGAGAUCCAGGAUGUCAAUGUUACCGUUGUGUCUCCCAUGGUGCCGGAUGAGGGGCUCCAGUUGGUGAGCCAGUUCUCUCAGCUGUGUGGCAACUUGAGUCCAGAUGGUUGGACUGUUGGGUGUUCACAGUUGGAGCUUAGUGGCUGUGCUCUUCGAGAAGUUUGUUUCAACAUCCAGCGGGAUGGUGGGCCUCAGGACACACCUUUCAGCUGCAGGGUGGGAGAAAUCAUGCUCUUGGAUGGAGCCAGUCUGCAUGUUCCCCCUGGGGUGGUUCAGGGCUUGUGCAUUUAUGACGUGGUGUGGCUGCGUGGUGCUGGUUCCUUACCAGAGUCUACCUCUCCUUGCCUGCGUCUCAACGCCACUCUGCGCUGGGACUACCCAACCAAGCUCGUGCGCCACUUCAAGGUGUACUGGCGACGGCUUAGAGGACCAGAUCCCCGAAUCUCCUCUGGUCAGCUGGUUCUGGUGGGCCGGGCAUAUUCUAAUCUUUUCAGAGUAACAGAGCUAGCAGUGCCAGAGCCACCCAGCCUGCUGGAGCUGGUAGUGGAGCCAGUGAUCAGAAAGGGCAUCCCUGUUCCGGAGAGCCACUGGGGAAGAAGAAGCCUUAGCUACACAGAGGACUCAACAAAAUGACUAUACAUAACUGUUAUCAUAACAAUUUCUUUUUGGCUCCAAUGUUGUAACAAGAAUGUUUUAGGGGCCCAAAUCCCAACUCAGUGUCCACAUACUUGCUUUUUUCGCAAGCUUUCAACCAUUCCAAGCUGUUUUCAUCAAGGCUAUUGCUAAAAUCAUAAAAGCUAUUGAGCUUGGCUUUCUACCUCCAUGAGAAGUGGACAAACUCUGUCCAUGGCUGAAGAACCUGUGAUAAGAUUAAAAGCUUCAAAAAAUACAAAAUAACAAACCAGCAAGUGGAUCUUAUAGGAGCAGUCAGUGGUGGGUUAGGGUUAAAUACCCUUAUUCACUUUAUUAUCAAGAGUCAGAUGUUCAGACUUAUAUCACUUUAACAUCUGCACAAUAAAUAUGAAGCUCCAGCCAGCAUGGGAAUAUGGAUAGAGGUCUGAUUUCUCAAAAUAAAGUCAAAAACUGUUGUUUUUAGAAGGAAUUAUUUAAUUAUUAUUAAUUAAUAUCUAUAGUGACAUUCUGCCUUUACAUGCCUCUUCUCAAACCUCUGUAUAUUUGCUCUGCUUCACUUGAUGAGCAUCUGUCUAUGCACAGGUUAAGUUCAGAUUUUGUGAUGUGGUAUGCUGGUAGCUUUUGACUGCAACUGCAAAACUCGAAAGGGAUAUUUAUGGUGGCUGAGACAGUUUGAACAAACUGCAUAUUCAAACACUUUGCAAACACGAACAAGACAAGUGCAUUAACAGAAACCACAGAUGCAAAAGCUAAAACAUAAUUGCAAAAGCCAUAACAGAAGUGAGUGACAACAGAUGUUGACAAUGUCACGGGUCAACUAUAGUGACAGGACCCAGGACUAUUAUUGCCUACACGUGUAAGUGGAGAGUUCUUGCCUGUUUGAGAAGUAAAUGAAGCAUUGUUUGCUGGCCUCUUUAAA
This is a messenger RNA of Epinephelus lanceolatus (giant grouper), 3148 nucleotides long. RefSeq names its product endo-beta-N-acetylglucosaminidase (gene engase). Gene Ontology annotation, molecular function: mannosyl-glycoprotein endo-beta-N-acetylglucosaminidase activity. The record is from RefSeq and is a predicted model, not a curated record. Gene Ontology annotation, cellular component: cytoplasm. Gene Ontology annotation, biological process: protein deglycosylation. Lineage: Eukaryota; Metazoa; Chordata; Actinopteri; Perciformes; Serranidae.